This is a messenger RNA of Fraxinus pennsylvanica, 2268 nucleotides long. NCBI's taxonomy places the organism in Eukaryota, Viridiplantae, Streptophyta, Magnoliopsida, Lamiales, Oleaceae. The record is from the annotation of a GenBank genome assembly.
AUGGGCAAGAUUGGUUGCAGCAUCAAUGGAAACUUGGAUGACUCGAAUUUCAACAAGCCGAUGCCUUGGAUAGGAAUAUAUGUGGCUGCAGCCUCUGCAGCAUGCGCUUUGGCCAUGGCUCUUGAUGCCUUUCGUGGAUUUCGCUAUAAAAAGUUCUGGUUCCCGUGCAAAUUCUUCGCUCUCAAUGCCACGACCCUGACUCUCAUAGGUGUGGCGAUCAAACUGGCGGUUGACUUGAAUACGUCCAUGCCUCGCCCAAACGACCAGCUUGCGAAACUCAGCAGUACCACCUUUAUAUGUACAGCAAUAGGUAAUUUUCUGCCUUCUUUAGGUACCAUGGGAGAUCAAGAACUGAUGAUGAAUGUUGUGGCUUUGGGAAUUCUUGUCAUUACUGUCAUUGUCAACAUUGGGAUCCAAUUAGGUACCGGGGUAAUUUAUGUGUUUUGGAAAGAGCAUGCCAUCAUCAUGUUUCUUAUGGUGAUUUUGUUUUCAAUCACGGUUUCUUCGGCUCUAACAAUUCCGUCGACAAAGUCUUACUUUGAUUUGAAAUAUAGAAAGAAAUAUAAACUAGCAAUCGAAGAAUGUGAUAACAAUGUAAAUCCACGCGUACCUGAGAAACUCAGAGAUGAUUUGACGAGGUACUGGAUGAUGGCAAAUACUUGUAACCCGCAAUUCGUGAUGGGGCGUAUAGCAACGUGCACAGCUUCAGGUGCAUUCUGCCUCGUAAGCGCCGCGACUCUAGCAGAAGCCAUGCUUCGCAAUUACUUGACGCCCUGGUGCUUUAAAUUUUGUGAUGGGGAGUCGGAUUACAAAUGGUCGACCACUUUAAUUCUUGUAACUCAAGCUAUAGCAGUAGGAGUAGGUACCCUCGCCCCAGCUUCUAGAUGGUUCAUAGCCAUAAAAUUCAGGUGCCCGAAGAGAAACAAGAAGACCUAUAAAGCUGAGUUUGCAGUGGAAAACUAUUGGAUACGGAUACUAUACAAGUGGAGAGACUGUCCACUAAAUUAUAGAAUCUUUGGCCGGCAUGGUAGAAAACUUGUGCACAUCACCAAGAACAGGGUCUUGAAUAUAUGCAUUUGGAUGCAGAAAGCAAUGGUAUUACUGAGCAAGUCUGUCAGGCUUAUUUCCAUAUUGUUUAUGAGCCGGUUACUGAUCAUCGGCCAGUACAGCAAGAAAUUUAUCAGCUUAUUUAAAUGCAGCAAUACAGUUUCAAUUUUUGAUGUAAAAUCAGACUCCAAUACCUGUCCAAAACUGGAACUUAGAAAUUUUGUUUUGCAUCUUGAAGGAGAGGAAGAAUUGAUUGACAUUGUGACAGAAAGUGACAGGGAUACCACUGGUUGUUGGAUCAGAAUGGGGAAAAAGCAGCAGCCAAAGUACCUCAUACAACUUUUGGAGAAACUGAAUUCUACGCCUGGAUUUGAGGGUGUGAAGAAAUUUGACAGCGACCAGGUUUCUUCUCUGGAAUCUGAAGAACCUCCCAACUGUUGGGCUCUUCCUGUGGUGACACUAACAAGCAUCGCAGUUGCAAUAGGCAACAGCAACUUUCAUUUAGUGAAGGAGUUGGUACACAGUGUACACCAAGGCCUGGAGUACAUUAGAGUCAUAGAAAACAACCUGGACACAAAAAGAGAGACGUUAAAUAGCAGGCAAGCAGCAGAAGUUGAAUGGGUCGGAGUUGAUCUCCAUUACAGGUGGUUGGAUGUGGAUCUUCGUGAAAUGGGUAUUGAAGGCAAGAGCCCAAGAGAUAUAAUUUCAGAGCUCUCUGAUGCAGCAAAGCACAGGUUCAUGGAGUUGAGAAAGAAUGAUGCAACAAGUUGUUUAAGAGACGGCCCUUCCAGAUGGCCAAUCAAGGUUUUGGCUGCCAAUUCAAUGUAUAGAACAUGUCAAACACUUCUGCUAAAUCUUGAUAACAAAGGGAGUGGAUGCAGUAACACAAUUUUUGAAAUACUUUCUGGGAUGAUUGCGGAUGUAAUAGGGGCUUGUCUUACCAACUUACCACGUGUAAUAUCCUUGAAAUGCCAUCACAGCACCAUUGAAGAAAGAGAGCAAAGUGUACGCAAUGCUAUUCUUCUACUGGGUAAAACAGAGAAGAUCUUGGAAAUUCUUAUAGGGCAACCACUUCCAACAUCGGAUCCAGAUCAAAUGGCUUGCAUUGAUGAGUGGCGUGCACUGAGCAGAAAAGAAGAUCAUCUGUGUAGCGACUCUUCUUCCGGAAAUUGUGAUUUGGAAUUAAGUAGUUCAUCUGACUUGUAUCUGAACAUUGACUAA